AUGCUCCUUUCCAAAGAUUCGUGUCGAAAUACUCCACGGAUUUUAUCUACUGUUCUUUUGAUUCUAUUUACAAUAUGCUGUAGUUUAUCUGCCAUCCAAGCAGUUAAAAUAAGAGGGGUUGAUCAAUCUAAGGCGUAUUUAUAUGAACGCAAGGGAGACCACUGGACUUGCCUCGAUGGGUCAGCAGAAAUUCUAUACGAAGCGAUAAACGACGACUAUUGUGAUUGUAAUGAUGGUUCUGAUGAACCAGGAACUUCGGCGUGUCCAGAUAACCUCUUUUAUUGUGAAAAUGAAGGUCAUAUUCCCACUUAUAUUUCAUCAUCACGAGUGAACGAUGGAAUAUGCGAACCCGAGUGCUGCGACGGAUCAGAUGAAUACGGCGGACUUGUUCAGUGUUCAAAUGUCUGCGAUGCGGCCGGGAAGGCGUAUAGACAAAAAAUGAAGGAAUUGGCCGAUUUGCAUGCAAUGGGCGCGCAGACAAAGCAAGAAUACAUAGAGCAUGGAAAGAAGCUAAGAAGUGAGCGGGAAGCUAAUUUAGAAAAACUGCAGAUUGAAUUAUUAGCAGCGAAGCAAAGAGUUGAUGAACGGAAAGACCUAAAACACGAUCAUAAUCCCAAUUAUCAUGAUAUGGCCGUGAAAGCUGCCGUAUCUGGAUAUGAUGAGUUUGUAAACGAACGAGAUGAAUACCGUAUAUUUAAGGAUGAAGUUUGUAAUGAAGAAGAAGAGGAAUGUGAUGAUCAUUAUGAGAAUGCAGGUGAAGCUCAUUCUCUAAAUGGAUCGGGGCGGAUUCAUCUGCAGACCCAUCGUAUUAUACCAAACAAUUAUAUGAUAACGGUGCUCGAUGUUGGAACGGACCCGUGA
Molecule: messenger RNA, 861 nt
Organism: Paraglomus brasilianum
Lineage: Eukaryota; Fungi; Glomeromycota; Glomeromycetes; Paraglomerales; Paraglomeraceae
Source: the annotation of a GenBank genome assembly